Molecule: messenger RNA, 18144 nt
Organism: Cavia porcellus (domestic guinea pig)
Lineage: Eukaryota; Metazoa; Chordata; Mammalia; Rodentia; Caviidae
Gene: Rb1
Product: RB transcriptional corepressor 1
Exons: 28
Coding region: 13939-16443 (834 amino acids)
Biological process (GO): negative regulation of G1/S transition of mitotic cell cycle; neuron projection development; regulation of transcription by RNA polymerase II
Cellular component (GO): chromatin; nucleus; Rb-E2F complex
Molecular function (GO): RNA polymerase II transcription regulatory region sequence-specific DNA binding
Source: RefSeq, a predicted model, not a curated record
CUGUAGCUUUAUUUUUGUUUAGGUUUUUUGGUUUUUGGGUAAUAGGCUAUUAAUAACCCUAAAGUUUCCAAGGAAUGUAAAAUACUUCUUUUUCUGAGAAUAUCUUUCUUACAAAUGGAGUAUUUUGAGUGAAAGUGAUUUGUUCUGUUUUGUUUUGAGAUAAGGUCUCACUGUGUAGCUCAAACUGGGUCCCAAACUCACAGUGAUCGUCCUGCCUCAGCCUCCUGAGUUUUGGGGUUAUAGGCAUGCCUCACCAUGCCCUGCUAAGUUAGUGAUUCCUGUUUGUUUUUGAGAUGAGAAUUCACUGUGUUGCACAAUGCCUUAUGUGAUCCUCUUCACCUCACCUGACUAGCUGGGAAUACAGGCAUGCACCAUUAUGCCUGGCAAGUUGCAGUAGUGAUUUUUAUAUUGGUAAGGUGGUUUCCUAUCUAAAGUAAUUCAUAAUCCACCACUGUUCAAAAUACCUGAGAGUAAUUUCACUGUGAAUUCCUGAGACAAAAAAUUUUAAUUCUUACUUCAAAUGAAAGGUCAGAGCUUUAAAGUUUCAAAAACUGAUAAAGGAUCUAGUCUGGAAACCAACUCUUUGCUCUUUGCUAUAUGUUUCAUUGCAGUAAUAUUGUCAGAGCUUUGGGCCAGCUAGGUAGAUGUUCAGGGGUAAAAAUUUUUAUGACUUUUUUUCAGGGACCUGCAAGCAUUUAGGAGUACUGUACUCAUUCAGCAUUCUUUAUAUGCCCAGUACAUAAUAUUAAGUAUUGAAGAUACAUCAUCUGCAGAGGAGAAACAACUGCCUUUGAGGAGAUUUACAAUCUAAUAAGAGAGACUGGUGAAUCAUCCACCAAUGCAUUGUGAUCAGUACUGAGGGAGAGAAGAACAGGACCAAACCCGUCUAAGCAUUUUAGAAACAUUUAGGCGAGUCAGUGGUACUAUAAAAUGUAAAGUGCAUGGGGCCAGAUAAAGGAGGACCUCGUAUAGUUUUUUUUCCUCUGUAAUGCUGGGCAUUGGAUCCAGAGCCUUGCAGAUGCUGGGCGUGUGCUCUACUAUUGACCCAGGUCCCUAGCCUUUAAUAUUCCAUCUUCAUUCAAUAGUCUGGGCUACUAUUGAAGGUUUGUAUUUUGGAAUAAGAUGUUUCUGUGUUCCUGUUGAUUAAAAUACCACAUUAAUGGCAUGAAUGGUGCUGACAACCCCAUCUUCUCACUGGCUUCUCACUAUAGGAGUUUCCUUGCUUUCAAAAAAGUCCAGUUUUAGGCAGGCUCCAAGUUUCCAAGACCAUAUUCAUGCCUUACUAUAACACUUGUUUCAUUAGAAUUUGGUAAGAUUUUUUUGGUAUCAUUUUAGUAAAAUACUUAAUACUUAGUCAGAAGAUUUACAGUCAUUGAUUUGGCCAGAUUGGUUUAAGAUGGUGCCCAAACUUUAUUUCUAUUACCAGUAUAAUUUCCCCUACUUUGAGUUGAAAGGAGAAUGCCCCUCUGACCAAGCUUGUUCACUCAGGUAUCUCCCAGAAUUAUGGAACUCUGAGAUGUACACUAUUUCCUGUGAACUCAUGCGGGGCUACAGUCUACAUUCUUUGUAUGGUUUGGAAAAACCACACCUUAAGGAUGAAAAGAUAAUGAAAUAUAUAAAGGAAUCUGGUUGCUAGGGAGAUUGAGCUGACUUUCAAUUCUGACUGCAUUUGGGCUGCUAUAGCGAAGUUCAGACUGAGCGGCUUAUUCACAGACAUUUGUUUCUCAUGGUUCUAUAUGCUGGAAGAACCAAGAUCAGGGUGCCUAGAGAUUCAGUGUUUGUUGAGGACCUGCUUCACAGAUGGACAACCAUCUGUUCUCUGUGACCCCCCACCCAUGGUGGGUCUCUCUGGGUCUCUGGGUCUCCAUAUAUAUAUAUAUAUAUAUAUAUAUAUAUAUAUAUAUAUAUAUAUAUCCCAAAUUAGGCAACUGAAUCAAAUUUCUCCAUAAGGUCAACAUUGAGCCUAUCCAUUGAACUGGAUUCAGUUCAUUUCUCAGGUUGAGAUCAGAAUCAUGGACAGAAUUAAGUUCAUGAACUGAGGGACCACAGUGUAUCAAUAGAAGAUAACAAUUAAUGUGGGAUAUAUAUAUAUAUAUAGGAUAUAUAUGAGAAUAUACAUUAUCUUAUAUAAUAACAUAAGUGUGUUUUAAUAAAAGAGGCUCUGGAGAGAUAUCUUGGUAUAAAUACAUAUUCAUAUAUGUACGUAUUCCUAUUUUACAAAAACUGGGUUUCUUGCGGUAUUUUCAUGCCUGCAUAUAAUAUAUACUUCAGUCAUGUCCAUUUGUCCUGUUGAUCCACCCACUCAGCCUCUUGGACCUUUAUAAAGGCACUGAUCCCACCCUAUGACUUCCCAAAGGCCCUAUCUUUUAAUGUCAUCACGUUAGGAUUUCAAUGGGUAUAUUCCUGCUACUUUGCAGCAUGUUCUGUUGGUGCUGCUGAUUAAAUAACUACAUGAAAGUCAGAAAAUACAAAUCUUGGGAAAAUAAUAGGACUUUGUGGCAACAGGAAUGAGAAUCUGGCUAAAAAGGGGGUUAAUAACAGCAGUGGGUAUGAAAGUGCUUUAUGGAGCUCUACAGUUGUUGACUUUUUUUGAAUUCACUGCAUUAGCAAAUGAUUUUUUAUUUUUAUUUUUUAUUUUUUUUUUGAGACAGGGUCUCGCUGUGCAAUUUAGGCUGGUCUUGAACUCACUUUGUACCCUAGGCGGCUGUUCAACUUGCAACAGUCCUCUUGCCUCAGCCCCCCCAGUGCUGGGAUUACAGUUGUGCGCCACCACACCCGGCUCAGUGAUCUUAUAUUUUAACUCAUAUUCUCAGUUUUGGUUUUUCCCGAUCUUUUUUUAGUUUUAUUUUUUAUGUUUCACUACUCUCAGUAAGUGGAAUGCAAAGAAAAAUGCAUACAAUGUUCUGAGUGGUUAUUGCAACAAAAGUGAGAAUAUAGAACCUAAUGAAACAAAGACUGUCAGUAAUGCAAAUGGACUUGGAAAGAAAAGUCCAGAUUCCAUUUUUGGAUGUGGUUAUAAGUUAAUGCUGGCUGGACCUAUAAAAUUCUAAGCACACUUUUAGUAGUUUACUACACGGUCAAAGACUUGGUUACUCAGAAUAAUCCUAAUCUGUUUAGGACACCAGUCCUUGCACAUUUAAUUCUUUGGAUCUGUUUCUUAGAUAAGAACAUGGGUAUCUAUGUAGAAAAAGGAAUACUCUAAAUCCCGUAGAAUAUCCAGUUGUUGAAGAUCUUGUCCGGUCAUUGCCAGCUCUCUUCUCUUCUGGUCUUUGUGGUUAAUAUAGUACUUGUUUAAGAAAGAAGCAUGAUUUAGUUCCAGCUCUUUGACCAUUGAUCAUUUUAGCUUUCUAUCUUACUGGAAUAAAGAACAAUUGAAAGUUUUUAAAAAAGUAUUUACUGAAUUUUGGAGCAGUAAACUAAAAUAUUUCCAGAUACUAGUUAUGUAUGCAUUUGUGAGGUGCAGAUCCCAUUUGUAGAUUAAUUCUAAGAAGCAGAAGGGAUGGAAGUAAGCUCUUAAGAGCUCAAAAUUCAGUCCUAGGUGACCCUUCUACUUCAGCCUCUUAAAUAGCUGGAAUUAUAGGUAUGCUGCAUAUGGCUUCUAUAUUUGAUUUUUAAACUUUUAUUUACAUUUUCAUUGUAAAAAUGAUCAAAUAUAAAAAUGUUAAAGGUAAAAUGUAAAUGUGAAUGUUUCCCUUCCUAUCAUACCCUACGGGAGACCAUUGGGUUUCUUUUUUUUUUGAGACACCUUGAGACGGGGCCGUGCUACGUGGUCCAGGCUGGCCUUCAGUGCACUGUGUAGCCAGGGCUGGCCUCAGACGUGGUGGCCAUCUUUCUGUCUCAGACUCCCACGUAGUAGAAUUAUAGGCCUGUGCCACUAUUCCCCCGCCUGUUGUCAACGAUUCUAAUUUUUUUAACACAAUUUUUAGGUAACCUUGUUCUUGUCCUAGGAACCAAGAUGCAAAUGAUUUCUAGUCAAAUGAUACCAUUUUAUCCAAAAUUGAGAGUAUCUUUAAGAAAGCCAAGCCAGAAACUCUAUUUUCUGGAGGACAAUCACCAAGUUAUCCAAUUCAAAAUAAUUUCCUGGUUUUUGUAGUGAUGGCUUAACCCACUUCACCACACCUAUCCCUGCAUCCCUAUAGUCUGUUCUUAUGGUAACAACCGUAAGGAUCUUUUCAGAACUUUUUAUGAAUUUUAUUUUCUCAUUACCGUACUUCCUGUGAUACACAUUCAGUAGUAACGAAGAUUGAAUUCCAGGGCCUUCACACUGUGCUACAUCCCCAGUUCCCUCACCGUAUUUUACUUACUUUGAGAAAAGGUUUCUGUUGCUUAAGUUGCCGAGGCCAGUCUUACAUUUAUGCUACUCUUCCCUAGCCACCUCGUACAGGAUUGUGCCGCCAUGCCCAGCAGACCAGCCGUACCUUGAUGAAACUCCCUUUUGCUCUUUGUACCCUACCAUACUGGCUGCCUUACCAUUUUUUAGUAAAUGUAGUUCUUAAUUCCUUGAGUAACACUUCUGUGUGUUCUCCACCAUACCCUGUAGCUAGCUUCCAUUCAGCCUUCAGGAUUUAGUUCAGAGUUCCAUUGUUCAGGGCAAUCCCUUUGUGAGCCAGUAAGAAAGGUUAUCCUAUCUCCCAACCUCGUUGCUUUAAUAUAUUUCUUUGUGGCAUAAAUUUUUUGUCAUUCUUGCUUAUUUGGUCAAAGUACUUGCUCCAGUUAGUGGUUUGUUUUGCCCUGCUGGUGUUCAAACCCAGGGCCUUCUGAGCUAACCGUGUGCUCUACCCGUGACCCAUACAUCAGUAUCUUAGUAGGACUCCUGGCAUGUCAUUGGCACUCAUAAUUAUUUUUUGAAUAAAAUUCCUUCUUGUAUAUCAUCCUAACCUUUUCCAUAGUUAUCUUUAUUUUGACUGAUAAAACAUUUCACAAAAAGUCUCUUGUCUUUCAAAAUCUAUGUUGGCCUCAAGUCUAUAUAAUAUGACUUGUGUGUUGCCUGAAACUUUUGUUCCUCUUGUGUUUUCUCUCCCUUUGUUUGUAUUCUGACCUCUUCUACUUCAUAUAAGCUAGCAGUCCUGCCUGACAGUUUUAUUCCCCUUCACUGUUCCUUCCCCUCCACAGAGAAAAGAUGUGUUCACUCCUUGUCUUUCAGACCUCAGAUUAAGUUUCCUCGGACAGGCCACUGCAGCUGUCUUCUGACCACGUGUUUAGCAGGGUCUGUUCAACCCUCCACUAGGCCACGAGCAAAGCUUAUCGCUGUAUCUUCAGUAUCUGACAUGAUAUAAUCGUAACAUUGAAUGAAGUAACAUCUUAGUCAACUGCAGCUAGAAAAAAAGGUUAGGUUCAUAAAAAUCCAAGUCAUUCUUGGGCAAGACAAUCUUAAGCAUUCAAAUGGGCAAUUCAGUUAAUGUUGUUGAAGAAAUGAAUCAACUUAAAGUUGGUCAGCUCAUCCACCUGGUUAGAGUUUUACUUGGAGUUUAUUUCAACCUUGCAGGCUUGUGCAAGCACAGCCCCGUUCUCAGUAAAGUGUUCUGUGGGAUCCUUAUUAAAAUUUUUAUAUGACAGAAAAAGAUGACAUAGCUACACGGGUUUCAAACCAAGUUUAUAUUUUACAUGCUGUAUCAUGCAUAGUAUUUUGGGUUACAUGCUUUUCCGUAUUCAAAAGGAUACAUCCUUUCAAGAUCCAAUGAUUAUCAAAAAGCAUUAGUACUAAAUUUUAAAUGUAUGAGGUAUUUUUGUUAUCAAAGGACCAGAAGAAGGCAUUUGUACUUAAUAAAUUAGGCCUGGAUCUUAAAUGUCUUAAAAGUAUUACUGCCCGGCAUAAUUUGUCAAUGAGGAGAUUUCAGAAUAGAGUUUUCAGGAUCCCAGGGAGAAAGGUCUGUUAAGCACCUGGACUAGGUAGAGGCAGAAAUGAUUUUUCAAUUAGGGUGUGAAUAUGGCAAGCUUUUAGAACAUUUCUUAACAGCUAUAAUUAGUCGAGUAGCUAAAGCUCACACCUGGUUUUAAUCAACUCCAGAGAAAAUUACACUUUAACCCUCAAUUAUCUGAUAGCCAACCUUAAUUACAAACUCUGCCAACACAUCUAGGAAGGCAAGCAAGCCUGGAAGUCUGAGAGCCCUGUUCCUCUAAGAUGAUUUUCUAGAUAUUCUCCUGCAGUUAGCUGAUACUCUGGAACACUAUGGAACCUUGCUUACCUUCCCAUAGAAACGACGUCAGAGAGUGACUAUUUAAUAUUUAUUUUAUUUUCCUGUGUUCCCUUAAGAACUGAUAAAAAUUAGCCCCAAAUAUCUCUUCAGCCUUUAUAAAAGUGCUAAUGAAAACAUUGUGGAAUAAUGAGUAACUUAAAUGUAAGUAUUCUUAAAUUUAGUGUUAGAAAAACUUUCUCUUUAAUACCUACUUACAGUAGGUAAUGGAACUGCAUUAUUUGCUUUCCUUUUGCUUCUGUCGCUAGGAGACUCAAAACUGAACUUUGCUUAAUUAGAUUAACUGCUUGUAGUCUAGGUUUUGCAGAAUAUAUCUUUUUAGUGAGUUUUGAAGUACUUUAGUUGGCUUACAUUUUCUUGUGUAUUUUAGAUAGAAUUUACAUGUAAUAAAAUAUCUUAAGUAUUUGGAGCAAUGAAUUUGGAGUUUCAUGCAUCCAUGUUAUUCUUUUGUCUCCCUUUCCUGUCAAUACUCCAUCUGCUGUAACUGCUUCCUGGUUUCUGUGAUCAUAGAUUAAUGUUUUCUGUUUUUUAAUUUAAUUUUAAUAGAAUCAUACAGUGUGUAAUCUUUUUUUCCUGGCUUUUUUCUCCACUCAGAAUGUUUGGACCUUCAUCCCUGUUGCAUGAGUCCAUAAUAGUUUCUUUGCAGUUGCUGAGUGUUGUUCUUUUUGUGCACAUACCAUGAUUUCCUCAUUAUUUCUCCUGUGUAUGGGUAUUUUGUUUGCAGUUUGGAGCUGUUAUGAAGACAGUUGCUAUGAACGCUCGUAUAUAAGUCUUUGUGGAAGGUCAUGUCUUAAAAUGUAUCCAGUAUCUUUAGUGUAAGCCUCAUCUUUUGGGGAGAAUGAUAAAAUAUAAAUGAUAAAUAUGGGAAAAUAUAGCAGUUAAGUAUUAGAUUUACAAUCAUAACCUCUAAGAACAACUUGUUUCCAAUUGUUUUAGAAUUAAAGCCCUUAUGUAUGCUUUCAAGUAUAUUAUGUAUGCUUGCAUAUUAUGUAUGCUUUCAAGUAAACUCAUGCAAUUUGCUUACCAUUUCAUUUAAAUUCCCUGCAGGUAUGUCCAGCCUGUGGACCAUGGGUUCGACACUUGGCUUGUCUGGGCUCUAUGUAAUACAGUUCAUGUAUAUAAGUAAUAAAAGUACUUUUUAAUGUAUCCUUUAUUGUAACACAGGCAUGUCCAGCCCGUGAGCCAGUGGUUGGUUCUGCCUGCAGGGUGGGGUGCUGUCUUUUCAGGCUCCCACGUGCCGUCCAGUCCAGUGCACAUUGUCAGAUCUGACGUUACGCAGAGCCAGCUUUGGUUUUCUUCCCCCGUGUAGCUUCCCACAGUUUCCUCAUCUGGACUCUUCCUCCCCACCCCGCUCUGCUGAGUCUAAAAUUGUUUAGUCAUCCUUGGUACCAGGAGUCUUCGUGAGAAAACGAGGCAAAGCUUGUCCCACUUCCUCUCUGAGCUUGUUUGUUCUCUUUUUUGCAUGAACCAUUUUAGGAUCAUCUGUGUGUAUUGAACUCUGGACCAUACAUGCUAACCAUGUGCUAUACCACUGACAAUGGUCUUUUUCAUAAAGCACUCACCUAAUCUGUUAGCAAAUUUGGCGCACUCUGUCUUCAAAAUAGAUUACCUAGAAUUCAAUCACUUCCUGCUCUCUACUGCUAAAAUACUAGUCCAAGACACCAUCAUCUUUUCUUUGGAUUAUUGCAGUACUCUGGUAACUGGUCUUGUUUCUAUACUUGGCCCUUAGGGUCUAGUCUCCAAAAGAAUAGCGUUCCUUCCUAAAUCUGAAUCACACCAUUGAGAAUAAAAGCCAGAGUUCUUCCAGUACCUGACCCAACUAUAAAUAACUGGCCUCCCAGAACCUCGCCUUACAUCAUCUACUUUUCUUGCUUCCCUAUGCCUCUGCAGGCAUGUGGGUGCCUCACUUUCCUUUGAACACACCCAAGAGCUUUUGCACUUGCUGUUUGUAGGCCAGGAAUUCCAUACCUACCUUCGCCCACGGAUAUGCCAAGGCUCAUUGCAGUGUCAAGUCUGCCUGGUUAUCUUUUCUAAAGUAAACCGCACCACACGCCAGCACUGACAGUGUGUGUAUUUGUACUGUAUUCCUAUUUUGCCCUUCCCUGGCCAGGUCAUGCAGAUUACUUCAAGUUCAAGAAUGCUAAAAAUGAUGCCUAGGACUUAGUUUCAGAUUCCUAAAAUUCCUAAAAUGGGAUGAUAGCUCAGUGGUAUAGUCAGUGUUUAGUAUGUAUGAGGUCCAGAGUUCAAUACUCAUUCCUAACACACACACACACACAAGACCUAAAAUGAUUUGUGCAAAAUGAGAAUAAAUAAGCUAAGGGCGAGUGGGACAGCGCUCUCUUGUUUUCUCAUGAAGAUUCCAGGAAUUAGGUCCUCUCCACAGCCCACACUGUGUGAGGUGUCUUCAGAACAGGGAACACAGAACUGUGGGUGCGGCUUCUUUUCCUACUCCUUCCUGACACAGCCAUUCACAACAGAGAUAGUGUGUACCACUUACCAUCGUGCUGCACAGUAAGUCAGAACUAGGCCUAUGCCCCGGAGUCUGGAAUAGGACUGUGCUCCUUAUCACACCUGUGCACUGAGACUUCAUCCUGUGCCCUAAGGGCCCUUUCUAGCUAUGAUCUAUCACACUGUCUUAUUUUUCUCCAUAGUAUAUACUUGUUUUUGUCUUUGUUCUCUGUCUCUCCAAGUAAGAUGGAAAUUUCUAAGGAAAAACUUUUUGUUUAGGCUGGAACCCCACCUGCAAGAUUGGUAUCUUAACACCUACUAAAUUGCUCAAUAAUUAUUUGCUGGAUUAAUUUCGUACAAUGUCUUUAACAAGAUUCUUUUCCAAAGUUGGUCUUAUUGUGGCUGCGAUGCCAAACAAAACUAAACCUUUUUGCUUUUUUUCUUUCCUUUUAACUUGAGAAAUGUAUCUGGUGGUUGGACUGGCCACAGGAACACAGGUUGCACACACCUCAGACUUGGUACUUAGUCAUGGCUAUGUUAAGAAAGAUGGCCAUUUUGUCUUCAUUAGAUAAAGAGGAAGAUCCAGUGUCUACCUUGGGUGUUAACAGUUCUGAAACACACCAGAGGGAAAAGUGGCAGAGUAUUGAAGUUCAGACAUUCACAAAUGAAAGUCCCCCUUGGGAUAACAUUCUGAGAAACAUCUUGUUCAAGUCUACACGUUUUGUUUGGGCUCUGGGUGAAUUCAAAUAGUGCAGUGACUCAAAAUAGAGAUUGAAAAUUUUUUCUCAUUUAGUCAUUCCAACAAAUAACUUUAAAUGUCUAGUCUAUCAAAUACUGACUUCAAAAACAUAAUUUGAACUCUAUUUUUUAAGUCCACAUUGGCACUAUGGUAAAGUAUUUUCUAAUAGAUAAUCCAGAAAAUCCAAUUUCCUGAUGGCCAGUAAGUAACAUGUAGUGAGACCCACAGAUGCAGAUUAUAGCAUUAAGCUCUGAUCUAAAAGAGCUUGCUUGCAAAUUCUAGCUAUCUGCCGGGUAUUGGUUGAAAGAAUAAUAAUGGUGGGUAUCUUUUUCUGCAAGUCACUUGCUUCCAGUGGAAGAAAAGAUGUUCACUGAUAAUACCAUUUUAAAAUUAUCUCACUUUGUAACAACUAGCACAUUACAUCAGGUUUUGGCUGGAAUUUUGAUUCAUAAUAGCACAUUUUGUCUACUCAUUUUGGAGUCAGGCAUACAGCUCAGGCUGGGAGAGUUGUGAAUCAUGUAUAUCUGAUUUGUCUUCCCCAGAUAUUUAAAACAGCAUGAUUAUAAAUAUGGUUCUUCCAAGCAUAAGGGUGUGCCACUCAGUACAUUCUGGUUAGAAAUAAUAAACAGAGAAAACAGACUAAUUGGCUUUUUAAGUAGCCAAGUAUACAUGAAGACAGAAUCUGCAAAGUCAGAAAUUUAUGUGGGUGCUGUGAAGGGCUUUGCUACAUUAAACAAAUCUAGUAGAGGUCAACUCUUUAAGUAUGCAGAGUUCGGCAAGGGAUGGAGAAUGCCAGAUGGUUGAUCACAAAGCCAUACGGAUGUGUAGAAAUAGGUACAGAUGCCUAUAAUCCCACUCACUAGUCAGGAGGCUGAAGCAGACGGAGUUUAAAGUUAGCCUAGGCUACAUAGUUAAGGCUAGUACGAACUAUGUAGUGAAACCCCAUCUCAAAAAACAAACAAACAAAUGUGUCUGCAGACUGGAAGAAUUUAAAACAAAAGUUAUGGGAGGGUGCAAACUGACGUUAAGAAAAACAACAGCCAACUUCUCACGAAGACACAAGGUAACAGGCCUAAAAUAAACUUCUUGACUCAGUGUUGAUCAUUUUGUCAAUUGAGUUCACUUAAAACAACAAACUUAAGAUAAGUUGUGACCUGUUGACCUGUUAUCUCUCAAAAAAUCAGUCCUUCACCAGAAAACAACAGUUCCUUUCUCCUGUGAGUCAUGUCACUUAGAAGCCUUGAGCUUUCUGGAACAAGUGCUAAAAAUCCAAAUUCCUGGCAAUGACUUUGGAAGGCAAUUGUGUUUUACUGACCCACCCAGCCACACUGAGACCCACCCUGCCAGGUCGGGAGGUACCGUUUAUGUGGGCCAGUGGUUUGUCAUCACAGCACAGGACAGGCAAAGGGCACAGCCGCAAGGGGUCAGGAUCAAGGGCAGUUUCACUCAGCAACCACUGCUUUUUGUAGAGAUCACAAUCAUCUUUUAAAAUUUGUUGUUUUUGUUUUUAGGCAGGGUCUCACUUGGUUUAGUUCAGGCUGUCUGUGAGCUCACUUGAACUGUGAUGAGUCUCCCACCUCAGGCUCCCACCUACUGAGAUUAUAGGCAUGCACCACCACCCAAGCCUUGCAUCUCUUUAUUUUUAUUUCUGCUGGAGUAUUUCAAGCAAACUCUAUCUAUCAUUCACCCAUGAUUGUGGCAAUAUCCUGGCUCUCUUUCCUACUGAGAAUUAAACCCAGGGUCUGAUCUUGCUUAGCAAGAGCUGUACCACCUAUAAACCUCUCUCCUUUUCUAAAUUUUAUUUUAAACCAGUCUAACUCAUGCUUGUCUUGAACUUUUGAUUCUCUUGCCUUUACCUCCUGCGUAGCUAGGAUUGUAGGCAUAUACCACCUAUACAAUCCCAAUAUUGCUGAACAAAAUUAAUAGUUCUUAUAAUCUGAUCACACCUAAAUCUGCGUUCAGAUUUUCUUGGUUUAAAAAUGACUCUUUUUUGUUUUGUUUUAUUUAAAUUGGAAUCUAAGCAUUGUGCACAUAAUGUGUUGUUUUGUUUUGUGGUUCCAGGGAUUGAACUCAUGACCUCAUGCUUGCCGGGCAGGCACUUACGCUGCUGAGCUAAAUCCCCAGCCCUUGCAUUAAAUGUUUUAAUCUAGCCAGACAGGCAUGGUGGCUCAUGCCUGCAAUCCCAGCACUUGGGAGGCAGAGGUAGGAGGAUUGUUGCAAGUUCAAGACCAGCCUGGGCUACAAAGUGAGUUCAAUGCUAGACUGAACUGCAUAGCAAGAUCCUGUCUCAGAAAGAAAAAAAAAACAGUUUUAAUCUAUUAGUUUCCUGGUGAAGAUAACAAGAAGUUAAGAAGUGCCACGUUCAGUCCGCCACCACUGGGGGACAGCCAAACCCCAGCUCCUUCUGGCACAUGGGCUGGGAAACUAGAAGAGCCAACCCACUCAUCCCACCCCAAGAGGCUGAUUUGGAGAAACAGGCUGCGAAGAUAGCUACUGAGGUGAAAUGCAGUUUGAUGCUUGUGGUGUUUGGUGUUUCACUGACUUUGCCGGUCUAGGGCUGGUGGUCUGAUCAUCUGUUCAGAGGCUCACAGGAGGCAGCGUAGCAUCCAUGGGGGCUCUCCUGGAGAUGGUGGCCAUUGUUGAUUCCCUGUUGUCUUGUUUUGAAGUCCUGUAUCAUUUUCAUUGUUUUGUUGCAUUGGGUUUUAUUCUGUUUUGUUUGAUUUUUGUUAUAUACGAUGGCAUGGGCAGCUAUUUUGAAGAUAAGAUACAUUAUGGUUGCCAUUUUGGAUUUCCUUUUGUCUUGUUCUGAAGUCUUAUAUUACAUUCAUUGUUUUGUUUUUAUUGGUUCUAUUCUAUUCUAUUCUUUUUUUUUUUUUAAACUAUGUCUGCAGCUAUUUUGAAGACAAGGCAUUAUGGUAACCUUUGUUGACUUCGUAUUUUGAAGUCCUGUGUCACUUACACUGGUUUGUUUUGAUUGGCUUUGUUCUGUUUUAUUUUGCUUGAUUUUAUUUUCUUUAAAAUAAAAAAACUAUGAGUUCCCUAUUUAUUUAUUUAUUUGAACUCAAGACCUCGUAGAAUACUAAAUAUAUUCUGUACCACUGAACUCCACCCUCCUCCCCUUUCUGACCAUUCAUGGAUUGUUCUGAUUGAAUUCUCAUGUUGUCCUUUUAAUGUUCCCAUAUCCUCUGCAGCUUUGAUAAAGAUAGUUAGAGCUGUAGGAGAGAAUCGAUUUGAGUUAUUUAUUUAUUUACUUGUUAGCAAGAAUACGUCAUUGGCUGUGCUUAAAUCUUUCUAUUGCAUCACAUUAUUAAGAAGUGAUGGUCAGCUUAACUAUUGGGUUUACAUAAUUAUGUAGGCUUAUAUAAUUUAUUUAAACUUCUUAAUUAUAAAUAUGAUAUUCAUUGUAGGAAAAUUAGAAAAUAUAGUUAGCAACAAAGAAAAAAUAAAAGCCACAUGUAUUCCCACAAUCCAAAAACGACUUCUGCUUGCAUUUGAUGGAUUUCUUUUCGCAUCUUUUUUCUGCUUUGAUUGGUUAGUCUUGAAACUUCCAUCUUUCUUUUCCUUACUAGACUUGUGUUGAUGUUUAAGUGUCAUCCAGUAAAUCUUUUGGUUAACUAGUAUUUUGUGGGUGGCUGUUACUUUUGUGAUUUUGGAAAGUGAGGAAGAAAAUAUAAUGUGAGUACUUGAUACGUAGCGGUUGCUUUUACAAUAUUUUGUACUUAUUUUCACAAGGACCUGUGAGAGAGCUAUUGUAUUAUCACUUUAUAACAAAGGAGAUAGAGACACAGGCCACUUUUAAUCUUUAAAUCUAAACAGUUUUGAGGUUUUCUAAGUCCAAAAUCCUAACAUUCAUUUCUUUCCUGAAUGUUGUGGGUCUGAUGUAAAAGAAGACAUUUUAACUAGUGAGUUAGGAACAUUCUUGAUAGGCAUGAAAAAAUGUAAAAUGCUUGAGAGGUUUUAUUUCAUAUUUAGCCAAGCAAUUCAUUUAGGCAUAUGAACAAAAAGUACAGAAAGUUCUCCAUUCUCAUAGAUUUAAUAAAAAGUUUUGUAUGUUUUCCAUUUUGUUUCUUACUGUUGAUUGUUUCUUGUAGUCCUGGUUGUUAUUUUUAACUUAAAUUGGGUAAAAGAAUGAAAAAGUAGACAAAUGCCUGUACUAGAAGACAUUAGUUUUGAGUUACCUAUAAAGCUUAUGUCAACACCAGUUCUUAGUUGCAUCGUUAAUUCAAGUUGCAGAGGAUGCUAAAAUUGGAAGAUGGCUUAAAGAGCACAUGCUGGGACGUCCACCAUGUGGAAUGAAGAGUCCAAAGCCCAGGGGUCGAGUAAUCUUCACCACAUCACCCAAGUGUGUUAGUAUCAAGGCUUGAGUUUGAAGAAACUGAAGAACCUGAUUUUACUGCAUUAUGUCAGAAAUUAAAGAUAGCAGAUUGUGUCAGAGAAAGAGCUUGGUUAACUUGGGAGAAAAUUUCGUCUGUGGAUGGAGUAUUGAAAGAUUAUAUUCAAAAGAAAAAGGAACUAUGGGGAAUCUGUAUCUUUAUUGCAGCUGUUGACCUAGAUGAGAUGCCAUUCACUUUUACUGAGCUGCAGAAAAACAUAGAAACCAGUGUCUAUAAAUUCUUUGAUUUAGUGAAGGAAAUUGAUACCAGUACCAAAGUUGAUAAUGCUAUGUCAAGACUAUUGAAGAAGUACAAUGUUUUGUGUGCACUAUACAGCAAAUUAGAAAGGACAUGUGAACUUAUAUAUUUGACACAACCCAGCAGUUCACUAUCUACUGAAAUAAAUUCUGCGUUGGUGCUAAAAGUUUCUUGGAUUACGUUUUUACUAGCUAAAGGAGAUGUAUUACAAAUGGAAGAUGAUCUAGUGAUUUCUUUUCAGUUAAUGCUGUGUGUGCUUGACUAUUUUAUAAAGCUUUCACCUCCUGUACUCCUCAGAGAACCAUAUAAAACAGCUGUAAUACCCAUUAGUGGUUCACCUCGAACACCCAGACGAGGUCAGAACAGGAGUGCACGGAUAGCAAAACAACUAGAAAACGACACAAGAAUUAUUGAAGUGCUCUGUAAAGAACAUGAAUGUAAUAUAGAUGAGGUGAAAAAUGUUUAUUUUAAAAACUUUAUACCUUUUAUGAAUACUCUUGGGAUAGUAACUUCUAAUGGACUUCCAGAGGUUGAAAGUCUCUCUAAACGAUAUGAAGAAAUUUAUCUUAAAAACAAAGAUAUAGAUGCAAGAUUAUUUUUGGAUCAUGAUAAAACUCUUCAGGCCGAUCCUAUAGACAGUUUUGAAAUGCAGAGAACCCCACAGAAAAGUAACCCUGAUGAAGAGGUAAAUGUGAUUCCUCCACACACUCCAGUUAGAACUGUUAUGAAUACUAUUCAACAAUUAAUGAUGAUUUUAAACUCAGCAAGUGAUCAACCAUCAGAAAUCCUGAUUUCCUAUUUCAAUAAUUGCACAGUGAAUCCAAAAGAAAAUAUCCUGAAAAGAGUGAAAGAUAUUGGACACAUCUUCAAAGAGAAAUUUGCUAAAGCUGUGGGACAGGGAUGUAUUGAAAUUGGAUCACAGCGAUACAAACUUGGAGUCCGAUUGUAUUACCGAGUGAUGGAAUCCAUGCUUAAAUCAGAAGAAGAACGAUUAUCCAUUCAAAAUUUUAGCAAGCUCCUGAAUGACAACAUUUUUCAUAUGUCUUUAUUGGCCUGUGCUCUUGAAGUUGUAAUGGCUACAUAUAGCAGAAGUACAUCUCAGAAUCUUGAUUCUGGAACAGAUUUAUCCUUCCCAUGGAUUCUGAAUGUACUUAAUUUAAAAGCCUUUGAUUUUUACAAAGUGAUUGAGAGUUUUAUCAAAGCAGAAGCCAACUUGACAAGAGAAAUGAUAAAACAUUUAGAAAGAUGUGAACAUCGAAUCAUGGAAUCCCUUGCAUGGCUCUCAGAUUCCCCUUUAUUUGAUCUUAUUAAACAGUCAAAAGAUCGAGAAGGACCAGCUGACCACCUUGAAUCUGCUUGUCCUCUCAACCUUCCUCUUCAAAAUAAUCACACUGCGGCUGAUAUGUAUCUUUCUCCUAUAAGAUCACCAAAGAAAAAAGGUUCAACUACACGUGGAAAUUCCACUGCGAAUGCAGAGACACAAGCAACCUCAGCCUUCCAGACCCAGAGACCAUUGAAAUCUACCUCCCUUUCCCUUUUUUAUAAAAAAGUGUACCGAUUAGCGUACCUCCGACUAAAUACUCUGUGUGCACGCCUUCUGUCUGACCAUCCGGAACUAGAACACAUCAUCUGGACCCUUUUCCAGCACACACUACAGAAUGAGUACGAGCUCAUGAGAGAUAGGCAUUUGGACCAAAUUAUGAUGUGUUCUAUGUAUGGAAUAUGCAAAGUGAAGAACAUAGACCUUAAAUUCAAAAUUAUUGUAACUGCGUACAAAGACCUUCCUCAUGCUGUUCAGGAGACAUUCAAAAGAGUUUUGAUAAGAGAAGACGAGUACGAUUCCAUUAUAGUGUUCUACAAUUCAGUGUUCAUGCAGAGACUGAAAACAAACAUUUUGCAGUAUGCUUCCACGAGGCCUCCUACCUUGUCACCAAUACCUCACAUUCCUCGAAGCCCUUACAAGUUUUCUAGUUCACCCUUACGAAUUCCUGGGGGGAACAUCUAUAUAUCACCCUUGAAGAGUCCGUACAAAAUUUCAGAAGGUUUACCAACGCCAACAAAGAUUACUCCGACAUCAAGAAUCUUAGUGUCAAUUGGUGAAUCAUUUGGGCACUCUGGGAGGCUGAGGAGGAUCAGAAAUACAUGGCCCUGUUGGGGCAGUGUGACUUCUGAGAAGUUCCAGAAAAUAAAUCAGAUGGUAGGUAACAGUGACCGUGUCCUCAAAAGAAGUGCCGAAGGAAGCAACCCCCCUAAACCACUGAAAAAGCUGCGCUUUGACAUCGAAGGAUCAGAUGAAGCGGAUGGAAGUAAACAUCUUCCAGGGGAAUCGAAGUUUCAACAGAAACUAGCAGAAAUGACGUCUACUAGAACACGAAUGCAAAAGCAGAAGAUGAAUGAUAGCAUGGACGCCUCAAACAAGGAGGAACAGUGAUCAUCUCAGGAAUGCGGUGGACACCAGAUUCGUCUCGCUGCACCGUCGCUCGGAGAUACGACUGUGGCAUCCUCCCGGGUCCUGGGUGCAGCCACCUCUAGUAUCUCCAGCUCUUUUUGUAGAAUAAAAUGUGAGACGCACGUUGCAUAUUUGUGUGGGUAAUUCCUAAACUGCUUUCAGGGUCGCAGCCAAUGGUAUAUACAUGUUAUACAAGAUUGAAAAUCUUGUGUAAAUCCUGCCAUUUAAAAAGUUGUACCAGCUGAUGUUUGCAUUUCUAAACGUUCCAGUAAACUGCUGUGCUUUGGGGAUAGUAAAGCAGUCUGGAGGGGAGCCCCGACUCAUUGUGUCUACUUUGCCUUCUUCGUAGCAUACAUGUGAUGUUUGCUCUUGUCUUUAUUAAUUUAUAUGUAUAUUUUUAAUUUAACAUAAAUAUUCUUAGAAACUAUGUUCUGUCUCCCAACUACAGUUUGCUCGUUUACCCAAAUUAUCCUAAACUCUUCUCUUAAAACAGAUUAUUAGAAACUGUGAGAACAAUUACUAAUUUUUACACAUUAGAUUUUAUUUUAGUAUUGGAAUCUGAUGUACUCUGUUUUAAACAUUGCUUGUAAGUGCAAGCAAAAAAUAAAAAUAAAAGUGUAAACAAUACUGUCGUACUACUGACACAGUUUUCAUACCUCAGAACUUGUAAAAACUUAUUCUUUCAUCCAACUCUGCUUUAAAAUGAGGAUUAUUCAUAGUACUCCUGGAUUUUUCCCAUUUGGAUCUCUGAAUUUAUAAGUACCCAUCUAGUACUUGAAAAACUAAAGUGUCUUAUGUGUGAAAAAGAGCUUUGCUGCAGAGGACCCUAUACAGUAUAUCCCAAGUGCACUUUCGAAUGUUUCUGGGUCCUUAAGAAUCAAGACAUAAAUUAAUCUGCCUUCCUAAAUUUGGGAAGAUUUGUGUUUUCUCUGGAGUGGUACAUGUCUUCCAUGUAUGUUUUGAACUGGCAGUUGCCUAUUUAUCUUCUAUUUUAAGUGGGUGUGGUCUAACACUGGCACGUUCAAAGCCACCUUAUUUUUAGUUCAACAUUGCAAAUAGGCAACAGUCUUUGUAAGUUAGGCAUUAAUGUUUCUCAGUUUGAGCAAAUGCUUCAAUAUAUCCACAUUAGAAGAAGAGACACUUCCCCUCCACCCCUGCACCUAAAGGUGUAAACUAUCUUGUAUGAUUAACUUAUUUAGAGAAUGUAUAAUUUAAAAUAGGUGAUAUUUAAGGUAGUAUCAGGUAGCAUUUAGGAAAAUCACUUUGUCUAAACUUGGAGGUCUUUUUAAAAAGAAAUCUGGCCUCGUUUGGAAGGAAAAAUAUUCCUACCAAAUUUCUACCACUAGCAUAGCUUCUCAGUUGAGUUUCAGACACACUCUUUUGACAGUUAUCUUAACAAAAGCAACGGAAAGCUUGACCCUUCUUCAUUACCUUUUGCAUGGUAUACAGAUCAGUCGUUGUUAGGGAAGGGCACACCACACUUCUGGGGUUUUUGCUGAUUAGUUCACAUCAGAAAUAGUGACAGUUUUAGGAAUUUCAGGUAUCAUGUAUUCCGAUUUCUUAAGGCUUCAAAUAAUACUCUAUUGUUUUUUGUACUGGUUAAAACUGUACAUUUAAAAUUGCUAUGUUACUAUUUUCUACAAUUAAUAGUUUGUCUAUUUUAAAAUAAACUAGUUAAAGAGU